AAGAAUAUUGUGGUUAUUGUUAAGCUUGUUAUUGCUCUGUUUGUUAAGGCUGUUAUUAUGGUUAACCGGUAUGGCACUGCUCCAUGGCGCAGGAAUGUGCGACCUCUCCCCGAUCAUCCUCCCUAUCAAUAAGCCAAACAGCUCUUCUCCAGUAGCAACAAGGCCGGCAUGUGCUCUCCGGAGCAGUCCUACACGAGUUUGAAGCUUCUCUAAGUCGAACAAAAUGUACUUUGGAGGAAGUUUAUGGCGUGCGCUUGAUGUCACGACAUUGACGUUAAAUUUCAGGAAGUCCGACCGCCGUGAUGUCACUAGAGAGUGUCUGAGAGUCACUUGAACGGUUUUUUUUUUCAAUCACCAACUCGUGUCAUAUUGCCCGGAACACACAGCCCCGGCACGCACGUAAUCUACUAGAUUAAGGCUUGUUUUCCCCUUUGUAUUGUAUCUUCCAUAAUCGUUGUUUCUGUUUUCCUCUACAUGUAUGUUUAGUGAAUUUAUAUUUUCAGGUUUCUCUCGAAAGAGUAGAUAUAGGAGGUGUGUUGUGUUUGCACGUGGUGAAUUUAGUUGGAAUGGCAGGGGAUUUCCCUAUCCACUGAGUGGUGAUGACAUUGCGAAUUUAAAUCCAGAACAGGAUCGUUGUCAGCCUUAUCCUUCCUUGGUCCAUACAAUUAGUACCAGAGUGCAGCUCUUGACACAAUGAGAGUUGUAUUCCCAGCCACGGCUAACAUCAGUGCUGAGUGGUAGCUAAUCCAGUCUUGGGCUUUCCCCCUUUCUCAACUCGCACUGACCCCCGUGAUGACAUUGUCGGUUAACCCCGAUGCCCCGUGUGGCGUGGUGAAGCCUUCAUCAAGCAGUGGAUUGACCAAAGGGCUGUACAUGUACAAAUCCACAUGUUUAUGCGUCUUCUCCACUUGGUCAGAAGUCAACUGUGGUUUUCACGUGGUCACACUGGCCUUCGGAAUGUUAACGUGGAAUUUCAAGCAGUGAUUCUGGACCGCCGAUGUAAAUAAACAUUGUAAAUUGUUGGGGAGUUUUAUUUUGCGAUAAUUUGUGAGACUGGCUUGAUUUUUCUUAAGUACGGAGUGUUACUUGAGGAGAGUGGAAUCUGUCAUAGGAACAUGGAAUGUUUGUCACCCAGGUCUGACAACAGGGAUGAGUAAUAACCCUCGCUAUUUUGAUCACGGGGACAGUGAAAUCCUUAUGGAGUGCAGUCGUAAAAAUACACACGCAUGUGUAUAUUUAUAAGUGUAGACUGCAUAUACUGCAUGUCUAAGUAUGUACACGGUAAUCUAUACCAAAUGUUUCCUCUUUUUAUAAAAUGUUGUGUAAAAUUUACUGUAAACUCUUGACACUGCAGAAUUCUGUGUUAUAAUAAAGUGUUCACCUCUUUACUGUGUUUAUAAUAACGUGAUAUUAUGAAGCCCCCUGAUAAUCCACUCCUUUAUGCCGCAUUGCUUACGGCGUUGAAUGAUCAUAUUUAACCACACUGGUCAGUGCAGGUUGGUUAUAUGGGGGAGCCUAUAACCAUUUCGAAUACUAUUGACCACUGAUGUUAGACUUGAUCAGGAAUAGAACUCGGGUCGCCAGGUUUAUACACAAGUGUUUUAACCACAAUUCUACUAUGCUCUUUGGUUCUUUCGGUAAAGUCACGUAGGUUUAAAAUAAAAUAAAUCACAUUUCUACCGUUCCCCUUACUAUAUUUAUUUUAAUAUCAGCGAAAGACUCUUAAAGUUUUAGUGAGCAACUUUUAUUCAUAUUUUCCUCAUUCAGAAGUUCCGUUCUCCCCCUUCCCCACCACCUACCUAUCUCUUAGGAAAGGUGUGUUCUGUUUGAGUACUGGCACAUAGUGAAAGAUUGUUGGAUUAGCACAGACCAUAAAAACACGGGGUUUCAUUGAUUAUUGCAAUGUAGUUGCAACUCUAUCCCAAACGACACGAUAGCCAACAACGACAUUGUAAUUUGUGCCACUGCAGUUGAAGGACUGCAGUUUCUCCUCCGCUGUAGUAAACAACGUGCUCCAUUAAAAUAUAUUUCCAUCCCCGCACGCCACCGGGGUUAUGCUCGAACCCUUGUUCACUUACACCAAUCCUGAACUAUACUCGCACACCGAGCCUAAACAAUCAAUUGUUCACCUUAACCCCGCCAAAUUGGUUUGCGCCAGGUACAAAAUUAGUUUGUUAACGCCUGGCGGAGCGCCGCAAGACUCUUUCUUUCUCCACUACAGCCACGGCUACGCGCCAGUGUGUGGUCAUGUGGAAAAGCCCAAGUGCAGCUCAGGACAACCUGGCGCGGCUGCCGAACAUGUGCAGGGCGGCGGCGCAGGCGGCAAUUAUGGGAGCAGGAGACGGGGUCCGUGGUGACGGGCGCGGGCCACGGGUCAGGCACACAGCCUGCCCCCCCCACACGCCCCCUCAGCAGGCUUCUCGAAUAAGUGGGUCACUGCAUGCCUGUGGCUGUCGGGAAUGCGGACAGUCUUAACUAUCGCUCGGUCUGUUGUUUGCCGCCGUCGGCCGUGCGAGCUGAGAUGGGGCGUAAAGACACGAGGUUGCGCUUCGUAUUCACGGCUAGCAAGCGGUGCCAGCUGCACCGCUCGAUGGAGACCACAAAGUUGUCCCUGGGACGUAAUCAGAAAUCUGUCUGUUUUAAUGCAGUCGGAAAGGUUCGUUGCUGCUCUGCUGGAAUUUUAAAAAGGCAAACGCACGUGAUUUUGAGUGCAAGGGACCUUGCGUGUGAAAUAUGCCCGCCGCAUCGAUGGAACAUGAUUGAAAGUAAUGUCAACGGAGCUGAAAGAAUAAUUACUUUAGAGUUACGAGCUACAAAGCAGUGUGCGCAGUAGUAAUGAUGUCUGUUAAACAGGAUUACAAGACGACUGUGAGCUCCCUGCUUGUUUACAAAAUACAAGUCGUCACUAACGUAUGUGAUUUACAAUUUAAUGGAUGGUUCUGUGAACAAAAAAUAUAAUUAAAGCUGACCUCCCAAAACAUCUCCCAGUUAUCUGGCCACACGUCUCUAAUCCCAUCAACGUUAACCAUCGAUCCGCCAAAACUUUAACUGAUUGUGGGUUCACUUCUGACUGAUUCACCGCUUUUGAAUCGUUACGGUCAAUUAAACAUUUCAUGGGUUGUUUUGUCCUGCAUAAACUUAAACUUACACUCGACGGCAACUGUUUUACGUUUGUUUUGGUCCAUUUGGUUAUUUAAAGUAUUUUAAGUGUACCGGAAACCUGUGGUGCAAUCUCAGAACAUGUGCAUAACUGCGGCAAGCAGGAAAAAUGCUUUAUAUUUUGGUACUUUCUGCCACGAAAGCAUUGGUAAGGGGGUAUGUUUGAGCUUUUCAAACAAUAAGGGCCUUGGUAAUUAUCUGCUAUAUGCAACUAGCAAGCCGCUCGCCAUAGUUGCCCCCGGUGCUUGAGUCUUCUUGGCAAGCGAGUAUGGUUACAAUAUUAGUCGGCAGGUGUUGUGUUGCCUCCUUGAGCAAGUUUGAGACGACCUCUCCAUUGUGUUUUCUUGGUUAUGCCGUGCGUUGUUCCAUGUUUAGCGCCAUGCUUGACUGCCGAAAGAAGCUGCCCAGCACGCAGAACUGAAUUCAGUUCCUGAAGAAACUCCCAGCACAGAGCGAAUUUCAGACAUAAUGCAGAACAACAUAAGCACGGUACAACCCGAAAGCACAUUGGAGAGCUAUGCAGUACAACCACGAUAACCUACGCAGCAGCCUGACGCACAUACUCAGGCUAAUGGGCUUUGCCAUGCUCCAUGGUUACCUGGGUAAGUUAAAGAAAAGUGCAGCGAGGCUCUGUACUUGGCUAUGCGGAGGGCUUUUUAUUUGUGUUAGGGGUAGGAUAAGUGCUUCCUUGUAAGUGCAUGGUCUGGCGGCGUUAAGUGUGCCUUUGUAAUGUAAGUUUUAAAUUUGAAUGGGAACGGGUGUGGGGUGUAGCCUGGGUUUUGGUUCUUAAACGAAACAAAACGACGUGUACCUUGGACCCCCGCGCCGCCGAGGCAGUGUUAAUUUAGUCAGCAUUUAUAUUAUUUUAGUCGUAGUCUUAAUAUAUUCCAACGACAUCCUGUGGAAUUUUACUCAAGUGUUUUUUUUCUCGCCUGCGGAUUUUCAUUUAGUCAUUCCCUUAGCCUAGUCGAUGAAAGCAGUCAAAAUUUUGGUGGCGAGGGCUGCGGAAAUUUUCUCCCUCCCCCCGUCCCCGAUACCGAUAUUGUUAGGUCAGCCAAAGAGUGCAUUCACAUGCAUAUAUAUCUAUUCUAUGGGCCUUACGGUAAAGCCACAUGGCUUUACCGAAAGACCCAUAGAAUAUGUUUUCCUGCAGUCACGAAAGCUUUAAGUCAUAUAUAUCUAUUUACUAUAUUUGGUCUUCCUCGGUGAACUGCAAUAUAAAUUAUCUCAACCUGCACCUUCAUUGACUCACGUUAAGUUAGAUUCUUCAUAGUCGCCCACCUUUAUCUUUGGUAGGUGGUCGUAGUCACAGGUAGUGCUGAAUAACUUUCGCCCACUCGUAGUCAUCGGCUGGCCAAAACAAAAACGUGCUCCGUCGACUAUUUUUGGCACUCGUUUCGUUGAUGAAAUUAACACCGCUCUUUUUGAGGUUUUGGUCAGAUUGGUGCCCGGUGAUACGAAUCCCCAUUUCAGUGCAGGAUGUCGGGCGGCCGGUUGAAAACAACGGGAUUUCUGACCGUUUCCAAGGAUACACACAUUUUUCACAUUGUUCAGAUAACUGGCAAAAUAUUUUAAAAAACAUGGCGAGGCUUGUCUGCGGGUUUAAUUUACUGCGCUUGUUUUAUCCGUCAUGGAAAUAAAUGCGGUGUGUGUGCAGGUAUAAUCGAAAUUGAAAUUUGCUUUUAACAAUUGCCGAAAUGAGACCGACGUGAAGUAACUAAACUGAGUUGUGGUGAGGGGACCCCAUUUGAGGCUUAGUAUUUUAACGUGUGACGAGAAAGUAUUCCAUAGCCAAUUUGUUUCUUGUAAGAUUUUUCCCCAGAGUUCAAGUUUUGACCUUUGUUUGAAAUUAAUAGGCUUGUCAUAUGUGGUAAUGUAAUUCGGUAUGCGUGUCUGCAGCCCCCUGUUAGAUGUGCACAUAAAAUAUUUCGACCAGCGAAACAUUUUAGUAAGAGAAAAAUAAAUUCCAGAUGUGGUAAAUACCAACGAUGUUGAGCAAAUAGUAUUUUUAACUUUGUUCCUCUGAAGCAGAAUAAACACCACGGGGCUUCAGACUAAACACUCGAGCUCAUUUCUUCGGUCGCAGCAAAAGUUUAGCAAAAUGAAAGUGGCUUGGGCAUUAGCGCCGUAAUCGGAGCGUGGGCUCUGUCCCGCUGAGCUGAGCCCCUGACGAUGUUAUCAAAUCGCUCCGCCCCCACAUACAUGCCCGCUUGGUUAGCAGCACCAGCAGCGGUAGUCACGACAGAGGUAUGAAGAGCAUGCGUUUUUUUUUUUGCCCCGUCUACUGAUUUUUGCGAUGUGAAAUCCAGUGGGUGGCAUCUGGAGGGAUUGACGACUUUGUUUCGCCUUCUUCUCUUGAAGCUCGCGAACUUUAUGCCAAACAAAAAUAAAGUCCGUUCUCGUGAGUCAGUUUGAGUCACGGUAACAUCGGCUUAGCUCAUCACAAAAAACCCUGAACGGUGCCAGACAGUCUAAGUCCUCUUCCAGUAGACCGCAGUGCAAGGCUGGCUGUUGUAGGUGCUGUGCUGCGCAGUGUCGCCCGUCGUGGCAUCACAUCAUCGGCAUCGUCGCGGAGGCGCCUAACAGGGAGCACUUCAGGGAAUCACGAGGGCAUUCACGUUGCUCGCUGUCGGGAACUCGGUUUUACCGUGCCUCGCGCUGCUGCUGCUGCUACUGCUCCGUGUAGCAGGGAGGCUGGCGACCAUGGCACUGUGGAGCCAGGCCCAACAGCUGCAGGGAGACUAUCUUCGGCAGAUGCAGUCGCUCUACGGGCAGCACUUCCCCAUCGAGGUCCGCCACUAUGUGUGCCAGUGGGUGGAGCAGCAGAGAUGGGAUGAGGUGGAGGUGGACAACCCUCAAGAGGAGUUCCGCGCCAAGGUGCUGCUCGACAACCUGGUGCAGGAGCUGCACAGGAAGGCCGGCCAGCUCGUGGGUGACGACGUCUUCGUGCUCAAGCUCAAGCUUGACAGCUACGCCACACAGCUACAGACUCACUACGAGCACACGCCCAUGGAACUCGUGAAGACGGUGAAGCAGAUCCUGUUCCAUGAGCAGCGCCUGGUGCGCGAGUCGGCCAACCCGGGGACGCCGCUGAGUCCCGUGGACAGCAUGUCCCAGAAGCAGGCGCAGAUCACGGCCACCUUCGAGGAGCUCCGCGCCAUGACCAACGAGACGGACACUGACCUGCGCAUGCUGCAGCAGAGCCAGGAGUACUUCAUCAUUCACUACCAGGAGAGCCUGCGCAUUCAAGGGCAGCUGCACCAACUGUCCCAGCCGGCGCGCCCACCCCAGGAUCAGAGCUCGGUGCAGAGCAUGCAGCAGAGCCUGCAGCAGCGCCGCGUCAACAUGGACAGCAUCCUGCAGCAAGAAGCGCAGCAGCUGCAGAAGUUGCGCCUGGCGCUGGCGGAGAAGCACAAGAAGACGUUCCAGCUGCUCACCAAGCUGCAGACCACCAUCCUGGACGACGAGCUCAUCCAGUGGAAGCGCCGACAGCAGCUGGCCGGCAAUGGGGGGCCCUCCGAGGGGGGGCUAGACUGCCUGCAGGGCUGGUGCGAGAAGCUGGCGGAGAUCGUGUGGCAGAACCGGCAGCAGAUCAAGCGCGUGGAGCUGCACCUGCAGCAGCUGCCCAUCAUGGGGCAGUGCCAGGAAAUCCUCACCGAGCUCAACUCCACCAUCACCGCCCUGCUCUCCGCGCUCGUCACCAGCACGUUCAUUAUCGAGAAGCAGCCGCCGCAAGUGCUCAAGACGCAGACCAAGUUUGCUGCGACGGUGCGGCUGCUGGUGGGCGGAAAGCUGAACGUGCACAUGAACCCGCCGCAGGUGGUGGCCACCAUCAUCAGCGAGCAGCAGGCCAAAGCCCUGCUCAAGAACGAGAACACGCGCAAUGAGAGCAGUGGAGACAUCCUCAACAACUGCAGCGUCAUGGAGUUCCAGCAGGCCACAGGGACUCUCACCGCCAACUUCAGGAACAUGUCUCUCAAGAAGAUCAAACGCUCAGACCGGCGUGGAGCGGAGUCGGUCACAGAGGAGAAGUUCACCAUCCUCUUCCAGUCGCACUUCAGCAUCGGGGGCAAUGAGCUUGUCUUUCAAGUCCGGACGCUGUCCCUGCCCGUAGUGGUCAUCGUUCACGGGAGCCAGGACAACAACGCCACCGCCACUGUCCUGUGGGACAACGCCUUUGCCGAACCGGGCCGCGUGCCGUUCCAGGUGCCGGACAAGGUGGCAUGGCCCCAGCUGGUGGAUGCCCUCAACAUGAAGCUGAAGGCCAGCGUGGAGAGCCAGAGGGGCCUCUCGGAGGAGAACAUCGUGUUUCUGGCACAGAAGGCUUUCAACAGCACGUCCACCCACGCCGACGACUACUGCAACCUCACCAUCUCCUGGGCGCAGUUCAACAGGGAAAGUCUGCAGGGCCGAAACUUCACGUUUUGGCAGUGGUUCGACGGGGUCAUGGAGCUCACUAAGAAGCACCUCAAGCAGCACUGGAACGACGGGGCCAUCCUGGGGUUCGCCAACAAGCAGCAGGCACAGGACAUGCUCCUGUCCAAGCCCAAUGGGACCUUCCUGCUGCGCUACAGCGACUCCGAGAUCGGUGGCAUCACCAUCGCAUGGGUCGCCGACAACCCCACCAACCGGGGCGAGCGGCUCGUGUGGAACCUCAUGCCGUACACCGCGAAGGACUUCAGCAUCCGCUCGCUGGCCGAUCGCAUCAGCGAUCUCAGCCACCUUCAGUUCCUGUACCCGGACCGGCCCAAGGACGACGCCUUCUCCAAGUACUACACGCCGCUGAUGCCCAACGGGCGUGAGGUGAACGACGACGGCUACGUGAAGCCAGAGAUCAAGCAGGUCGUGCCCGAUUUUGCCACGGCGUACUCGGAUAGCUCGGCGCCCAACACGCCCUACACGCUGGACCACUCCUCCAUGUCGCCUGUGAGCACCCAGGCCACCUUCGCCACCUACGCGCCCAGUGGGGAGAUGAUGUUGGAGCCUGACACGGACUUCGACUUGGACUCGAUGGAUGUGGCACGUCACAUGGAGGAGCUGCUGAACCGGCCCGUUCUUCCACAGUGGCCGAGCCAGGGAUAGCCAGGCACACACCGCUCGCUCGCUCACUCACUCGCUCGCUCAAACGUACGCUAAACCAGUCGCUCUCAUUCACGCAUACUUGCAUGCAAACGGCGCUCGCACGCAUGCUCACACGCACGCUCAAUUACGCACUCAUUCACGCUCGCUCACUCACACUCGCUCGCACUCAAACCCUCGCAGACUUGCACAUUCACUCGCACACCCACGCAUAUGCCCGCGAGCUGACCACACUUGCACACCUGCAGAUUUGUAAAUGUACGCACCUUAACCCAAGCAAUGGUUUAACAGGUGGACUGAGCAGGGUUUGAGAGAUGGCCCGAGGAGGGAGGGGAUGGGCUGCACAGGGUUAGGGGAUUACCGCUUCGUAGGGGUGGAACGACUCUUCGCUGCAUCCGAUGAAAUUUCGAUUUUUUUAAGCUCACGACACACACAUCGAAUCGCGUGCGUAAGAAUCAACUUUUUUUUUCUGAUUCGAGUGCAUCGGGCAUAAUGGGUUCACAUCACCCCCUCUGCAGCCACCAGCGCCGCCAACAUUCAGCGCAAUGUUACGCAAAAUUGUGAUCCGUUCUUGAAGCGAAUCCGGACCCUGAACCUAGACAAUUUGUCAAAUCACCAGGGUCGGAGGGGCGGGUGGCGGGUGAUCGUUCCACUCUUACCGCUUUGGGUACUUGGGCUGGGAGUAAUACAUAGACAUAGACUACACGGGACCUGGGGCUUAUAGACUGCACAGGGGCUGGGGCUUAUAGACUGCACAGGGCCUGGGGCUUAUAGACUGCACAGGGCCUGGGGCUUAUAGACUGCACAGGGCCUGGGGCUUAUAGACUGCACAGGGGCUGGGGCUUAUAGACUGCACAGGGCCUGGGGCUUAUAGACUGCACAGGGCCUGGGGCUUAUAGACUGCACAGGGCCUGGGGCUUAUAGACUACACAGGGGCUGGGGCUUAUAGACUACACAGGGCCUGGGGCUUAUAGACUGCACAGGGCCUGGGGCUUAUAGACUGCACAGGGCCUGGGGCUUAUAGACUGCACAGGGCCUGGGGCUUAUAGACUACACAGGGGCUGGGGCUUAUAGACUACACAGGGCCUGGGGUUUAUAGACUGCACAGGGCCUGGGGCUUAUAGACUGCACAGGGCCUGGGGCUUAUAGACUGCACAGAGCCUGGGGCUUAUAGACUACACAGGGGCUGGGGCUUAUAGACUACACAGGGGCUGGGGCUUAUAGACUGCACAGCUUGAGACUUAUGGACUGCACAGAGGCUGGGGCUUUUGACUGCACAGGGGCUGAGGCUUAUAGACUGCACAGGGCACUUCGACUGAGCAUAGUUUGGGGAAGAGGGGACGAGGUUCAAAAGCAUAGGAGAUUGUCGGGCGACCAGGGUUUCCCUACUAGAAAUGUGAAUGGGGGACCGUAGCGAAGAGCGACCGGGUUCCUUUAGGCACGGGUGUGGCUGGGCCCAAAUGAAAAACAAUCCCUGCUUACAAACCACUCAACAGGCAUUCACUUAUCCUGAGCUAGCCAGCGUACCUACAUAAGUGUCUUUGCCGGAGGCUGUCCACGCAAACAGGACUCCUCAGCAGACAUAUGCAAGCUCUUACACACAUCGAAAAAAAUCUCAUGCUGACCGGUUAGCUGGCUUCCGAACAGCCACUCGAGUGUAAGCAGCCCGUGCUGUAUACACGCACCCAACCUCAAGAUGAAUUUUUGUACUCAUCCGAUUACGCCUUACAAGUGACCUCCUCGACGCCGACCACCUGGACCUACGCCUGCGGAUACCUUCGCCCCGACACUUGCGGGUGGCGGCGGUGGCGGCAUCAUCUCUCUUGUCGCCACGAUGUGGGGGGCGGGGGGGGGAGAGGGAGGCUGGACGGGGACCCUGCAACUGUGGUGGGGGUCCUCCCUGGCGCGGCACGCAGGGCCCGUAACCCCGCCGGCUUCGGUGCCAGGUGAAUGUUACCGCUGCGUUGGGGGAGGCAGGAGGGACUCUUUUCUUAGGUUUUUUUAAAGCAAUUUUUUACAGUAAAAACGCAGGCUGCGGCCGGCUCACCCGCCGCCCUGCAGUCGACUCGUUGCAUCACUCGGUCCGUCCCCGCUCGGGCUGCCGCGCCGCGUAAGUUCCGCCACUCGUGCCUGCGGCGCUGCUCUGGCCCACACAGGCCCACACUAGCCUACGGUGGCCUACACUGGCCCACACUGACCCCUAGUGGUCCACACUGGUCCACACUAGCCUACAUACUGGCCCACACUGGCCUACGGCGGCCUACACUGGCUCGCACUGGCCCACACUGGCUCACACUGGCUCACACUGGCUCAUACCAGCCCACACCGGCCCCCGGUGGCCCACACUGGGCCACACAGUGGGGUUUUAACGGCCAUACUGGUUCAUAUCAGCGCCUGGUGACUUGCAGCGCUGGUACACGCUGUGUUGAACCUGUGCCGGGCGUACCGGUCCGUGCGUGCCUUUGGGCCGCUCGGCCGGCACGGUGCUGGUAUCGCCAGCAGUGGCCCUGUCACUCACUACAGUAUUUCAAUACCUUCAAGUAUCAGGGAACGCUCGGGCAGCUCAGAUAAACACAAAACAAGCUCUUAAGGACUUCACGCUCGUCGGUUCCUACCUACCGGCCUUUAUUUUUUUAAACGUCGCACAUCGUUUCACAACAACCCGGGUCACGCACGGUGGGGGUUUUUGUUGUUCAUUGAGGUCCUUCAGUUUUUUGGCGGAGGUGGGAGGUCCGGGCGGCAGAUUUGACGCCGACUCGGGUUCGGCCGUAAGCAACAAAAGGGACAAAAAUGAACGGGAAGUGAAGAGACUGCUUUGGAUAUGGUCAGGUGUAAAGUUGAGUUUGUUGACGAAUGGGGUCAGGAGUGGUGCUAAGGGCUCUUUCACUCGUUGAUCAGGGGUCAGGGGACCGAGAGUUUCAUCGGCGUCUGGGGGUUAGCACUAGCGCCGCGUGCGGCUAUUGAGUCUUGUUGGCUCGUGAUGUAGAUGGCUAGUACGAUUUAGAUGUCGGGAUGUUGUUCGGUUGGGUGUUCGGGUUAGGGGUAGUUCCUCGCGCUAGCGGCUAUGUCCGUAUGUAUGUUGAACUUCUUUCGCGCCGUACGUAGACAACCGUGCUAAGCGGGACUUGCGGGAGAAGGACAACAAACAAUGUGUAGUGUUAAUAAUGUACGCUGCCCGUAUCUGCACCAGGUCUGGGCUAAUGGCCACACUGCUGUCCACUGUCAGCUGUCCAAUGUGAGGGUGCAAGCGAGACCGACGCUAGUUCACUCGUGGAUUCUGGGGUAGGGCGAGUGUGUUUGGACCCCGAGCGUGUUGAGGAUGAUAUCGGCUGGUUGACUUAUGAGUUCAGGAUAGGGUUGCUCCGCCCCUCGUUUCUUUGUUCGUUUUUUUCUGUGCUGGUGCUCACGGCGCCCCGAGUCAGCCAUCGGAGGAGCGAGACACGAACUCCAGCACCGCGGCCCUCCCGAAUGAUGGGAGCGAGGGAUCGAACUCACAUGCACAGUGCUCACGGACGCCGAACGGACAUCGGCUAUGUUUCCAUUGCGAGUGUUUAGCCCGUAAACGCAUCUGGACAAAAGUGCAGCGAGCUCGCGUCUUAACGCGCGCGUAAGUCGCGCGUGCGGUUUUCCCGUCUGCUAUUUCGGAAAUUAGCAGGAAGCUCACGAUCCCGUGGGGAGCCAUCCUCCCCCCCCCCCAUAUCUCUCUUGCACCCCCCCCCCCCAACCUCGCUUGUGUCCCCUCUCUUGUCCCCACUAUUUUCAACCCCGGCUCCCACCUUCGAGGAGAUAUCAGGUGGCUCAAUGAAACGCAUCGCGAAUCACAAAGAUCUUCCGAAAGACGUAAAAGCGUAUCGGUAAAACUACGUGUGGAAGAUUGAUUUCGGAAUUCGUUUUUUUUUUGCUCACCGCAGACGUUAUUCUCUUCCUCCUGUUUGUUUGAUCCCUGCGUAUUCCGGCCUGCACGUUACACCUGUGGACGUGACCAAGACUUCUCCUUCCGGAAGAGGCCACGUGCCCCUGGAGGCCGAUUCGUACUCUCACACAAAAAAAGCGACUUUACGUUUUUCUCGGUCAAGAGCUUGUCGAUUUAUGCCCAGCUAAUGAACCCUUGCGUCGUCUCUGCUUCAUACCAAACAGUGGGCCAUUGUUAAAAUAUGUGCGUUAUGUAAUUCGUGAAACAUUGGCAUAUUUCUGUAGUAAUUUUUUUUCAUUUGCUACCAAAUGUUGAAUCGGGCUCUUUGCACCAUUAAUGUAGCCCUCACAGGGAAAUGCGCACGCGAAGCGACUACAUUAUAGCUUUGUCUAAUUUUAGAUGCGCAGAACGGGAAUUGUGCCGAGAGGAAUGGAAACAUAGCCGACAAUCAAAGUCCCCGCACUCGAUUGCAAAAAAAAAAAAUCGCCGUCCGCUUUGGUGUUUCCACGUAAAAGUUGCGACGCAGGUUUCCCGCGCGUCAUGCGGUAGAUGCGUUCCAAAAAAAAAAAGCGAGAAAUCUCGUUUUGGAAAGGUCGCAAAGUCUCACCCCAACCCACCCAAUGCCCCGCGCGAGACAGCUGCCUGUCGAGUAGCAACGCACACAGCCUGCGCGCUGUCCCCACGUCGGGCAGCAUACGAGUUAAUUAAAACCCCCGCGUAGCUGCAUCGCGAAUUUUGUGUAGAAAUAAGUUGGACGACAUAAAGCGAGGAAACCUGCACAGUAUUUUUCAGCCUCCCAGACGCGUUGUUCAUCAGCAUCAUGUGUUGAUGCGCUCAAAACCGGUUUCAUCACUUGUGGGGGCCCCUCAUCAGGCAGAUUCGACUUCCAUACGUUUGGGAAGACUCGAGAGUUGUUCGAGAGGCUAAACAUUUGUUGUAUGUGGCGAUGCAUUACAGGCGUAGCUCUUAUCACCCACGAUGCUCGCCACAGGGGUGCGUCGAUUUCAAGCAAUUGGGCGAGCGUCGACUCCUUUGAGCGGCGCAGUGCCCCGUUCGUGGCGCCACUUUGCGUCCGCAAGUCCGCCGGUGGGUGUUGCGCCAGCAGCAAGGCUUUUGGUUGGGACCUGCUCAAGAGUUGCAAUCAGGUUGUUGGUGUUGUUGGUGUUAUUGUUGUUGAGAGAAGUGAGAGGACAAAGGCCAUGAUUCGAUUUGGACGUGGCGGUGGGGCUGUGCUUGCGAGGAGACUGGCGUGCUCGCAUCGGAGCUCGUGUUUAGGAAUGUAGAGGGAAAAUCUGCCGUCCCGUCCGCACGACUUUUAUGGGGAACGUGGAGGCGGGGGGGGGGCGGGGCCUGUGUCGUGCCCCCUCCACCACCACCUACACAUCCCCGCCACCUUACGAGCCAAUCCUGCUUCAGUGAUUGAGCGCUCUAAAAGGUCCCACAUCGUACCGCGGAGAGCCGCAUGGGAGCAUGUAGUUGUAGUUAAAUAUUUUUAUAUUUAACCUCGUUUGAAGGGCAUUCUAACGCAGCAGUACUUCACGUUUUAUCGCCAAAAAAAAGAUGAGUAAUCUUUCCGUUCUGUUUUAGCAUGUGUCAUGAUUGGGACACUUCAUGUCGAACAGAUUUUUCUAUUUUUUAUGUCCACCCUCACUACACGGGACGCAGUGGACGGGAGCGAUGUUGGGUAGCUGGCGGGUACGAGGAUUGUAGAGAUUGGCCGACUUCGAAAAAGUUCACAGAAGUUGGAGGGCGUUUAAACAAGUAAUGUUUGAUUUCAGCAAAACGAAAAAAACGUUCAAACAAGUUUUACUGUCAUGAAGUGAAGCGAUACAAAAAGAAAAACCGCGUGACCUUGAGUCGCUUUUUUCUGUUUCGGAGUGGAGAGCUGGACAGGGAUCCGUCAUUUUAACUGAACCUUGCACACAGUUUUACGUGAAACUCCUAGUUUUUACUCUCGACUGCCAACUCAUCCAUGGUGAUUGUGGGUUAUAUCAUCAGGGCUUAAUUUCAGCUGGAGCUGUCCGUGAGAAAAAAAAAAUAUAUUAGGGUCUGUGGGUGGGGUGGAGUUUGUGGGGGUGGGUGGAGGGGUCCCGGAAAAGAUUCCGUGAGAAAUGAAUCCGCCCGUAUUUCUCCCUCGGCCCUGGAAAGGGGAGAGGCGGGGUGGCGGUAUCCGAUGCGGUACCCUUCUCCUCCCCCCCCCCCCCUUAAGUUUUAAUUUCUCUUUUCCCUUCUGAAUAAAUAAAAAUGAAUAUUUCUCUGGCCAGUGUAUAAUGUAUCUCACCAAAACUGUGGCCUCUAGUAGAGUAGGAUCUCUAGGUGUAACUUGCAGCCAACGGAUUGUUAAUUUUGUACUGUCCUGAGCCAUUCUAUCCUCACAUUUCUACUGAAUAAAUGGCCGCGCUUCGCGUGUGUGUGUGUGACGGUCUACGUUACGACACAUUUGUGGGUCACUGGUUGUGUCUCGUUUACUAUGAACUUCUCCCUCUUAUGUGAUUGUGCAUCGCUUGGGGGUUUUUGGCUACACUUUGGGGGGGGGGGGGUCAUUCGUAAAACAGAAAGAGAGAAACCUAACGCUCAUUUAUUUAAGAGUGUUUCGCUUCAACGCGCGUCUACGCCUUGGUUCACGGAGAUGUUGUCGUCGUCCGUCGUCGUUUUAAUCUUGUUUUUGUUGAGACGUUCGCGUUUUCUCGUUAGGUUUAGUAGUCCCUAUAUAAAAUAAAACAUACUGAGAUAAGCCAUAACUUCAUAGGCACAUGAAUGUAGUAAUACAGCGAAUGACGACGUGUUUCCAUGCCAAAAUCACAGUAAUAUACGCGUUACUGUUGACGUUAUCGCGCGACUGAACAAUCAACAGCACGUGUGUAGAUAAGGCUUAGAGCGCAUAUCGACUAGACAAUACCAUUAUACUAACCGCUUCAGGCGUUACUGGGCCGGCGAUCCAGAUCGCAUAUCGCCCAGUCAAGUGAAUUAGCCUGCGAUUAUAUUAAUUGAUUAAUAAUUAUCGUGAUUAUUAGCUGAUACUGCUGCUGAUGCCGAGGGGCGUGUGUGAACCCCCCCCCCCCCCUAUACCCCCACCGCCCCCUCCCCUCCCCCCGAGCAAAGGAGCUGGUGUCAGGGUGCGCAAAGCUCGUUAAUGACCCCCAGCAGAACGGUGCCUUCGCUGGGCUGGGUUCGCUCAUUAACCUUGAUUGACCUUCGCGGCUGACACAGUUGGGCGCGUACUGCGAUUCUUCGCUUGUGAUUUUUUUUGUUUUCCCCCCCUCCGUUCGGAAUCCACGUCUCUUGUUGUUCGCACGUGGCCGAAUCUCGGCCUCGACUACCGAUUAUUUAGAUUUUGGGUUUUUGUGUUCGUGUGUUUGCUGGAAUUAACAAAGUGUAGGGGGGGGGCCUCUUUGAUUGUUUCCUUUUGUUUGAACCGAGUCACGGUGGGCGAUGGUUGUGUUGUUGAGUUGACCGCAUGAAGUCCUUUUUGCAAAGUGCAUCCAAGACAGUUUAGGCAAGAACUGAGAGGACCAUGCCAAUGGGGCUGGAGGACGUGAAAUUGGCCGUGAUACUUGGGUGCACUUUGCGAAACAGCAGUGGAACCUCAAAUGGGUGCACCUUGCCUCUAAACGUAGCGUGGAUGGGUUCACUGUAACAUUUCAGGCGACUCGGGGACAACUCGAACUUUGCUAUCCCACCUCUUGAAUUUUCAGGCAGUCGCCUGAAUGUCUACCGCCUGAAUGUUCCAGGCGGGUGCGCAACAUGUCGGGGAUUCUACCUGAUUAUUAUUGUUUUGUAAAUGACGUUGCUGAGCAUAGGCCUGAAGGCCGGCAGCGCCAAGCGGCCAGCAACAAAGAGCACUCAAUUUCGAGCUGUCCCUAAGCAGCCUUGAAGCACUUCAGGUUGAUUGCAUGUUUUUGUUGUUGUUGAGAAGUGUGGAGGAACACACACACGGCACACCGCCCAUAGGAGGCCGGGCGUGGUUUUGCUACAGUGUGCAUACCAGGGAGUUUGCAGGGGGUGGGUAUCUCUCUCGCUCUCAUUUUGUAUUUUAUUUGUGAGCAGUAAGAAUAGUUCAACAGUACAUAUACUGAAAGGGAGGUGUGGGUGUGUUAAGUAUUCAUUCAGAGGGAGUGGGGUGAGUGUUGGGGGUGAGGGAGUUGCAUUGUCCAGAUUGUACGCGAUAUUAUGAACUAGAUUAUAUGCGCUUUAUAUUUAGUGGGAGGGGGGGGGGGAGUAGCUUUCGAGGCGACGCCCUUCAUCUUAACACACACACACAAAAUCCAUCCGCUGAAUGUGGCUGGCGCGGGCAGGAGGCCGCGCGCGUUGCCGUUCGUUCGUUCGUCGUCGUCUGUCGCAACUCCGUGCUUUGCGAGUCGCCCCUCGCUCUCUCGCGGCGUCCCAAGUUGUGGUUGUCGCCGUUUCUCCCCCCGCCCCGCGACCCCGCUGUGCAUGAGGCGUCUCGCUUCGCCGCCGUCGAUUUUGCUCCAUUUGUGCGCGCGCCUCUGGUUUCUGCUUCGUGAUCAUGGACUCUAGUUUACACGAUUUUCUGCCAAUAAAGGUUUUUUUUUUGUUUCGUUUUCUUAA
This is a messenger RNA of Petromyzon marinus (sea lamprey), 16720 nucleotides long. RefSeq names its product signal transducer and activator of transcription 5B-like. The record is from RefSeq and is a predicted model, not a curated record. NCBI's taxonomy places the organism in Eukaryota, Metazoa, Chordata, Hyperoartia, Petromyzontiformes, Petromyzontidae. Gene Ontology annotation, molecular function: DNA binding; DNA-binding transcription factor activity. Gene Ontology annotation, biological process: signal transduction; regulation of DNA-templated transcription.